Molecule: messenger RNA, 2568 nt
Organism: Sphaerodactylus townsendi
Lineage: Eukaryota; Metazoa; Chordata; Lepidosauria; Squamata; Sphaerodactylidae
Gene: JHY
Product: junctional cadherin complex regulator
Exons: 8
Coding region: 146-2383 (745 amino acids)
Biological process (GO): axoneme assembly
Source: RefSeq, a predicted model, not a curated record
GUGUCUGUGUAUCGUUGCUAUGGAGAUGCAGCGCUAAUGGCGUGGGGGGCGGCUGCGGAAAGCUGCUUUGUGAAUUGUCCCUGCGGUGGACUUGAUCCUGCUUUGGAAAAGGGAAUUUUACCAGCCAUCCGGAACAUCUCGCAAUAUGGACAAGAGCCGCCCAUCGCAAAACGGACUGACUCAGCCCCAUGUUCAUUAUUCAUUUUUGAAAACUGCAUCUGAAGACCUGUUGUCGAGCGAGGAGAAUUUGCAUUCCAACGCGCAUGACUCUCUGGUGUCCGAUUCUGAAAGUCUUGCUCAAGAAAAGCAAUAUCAGCUGGAGCUUCAGCAGCGAAUCAGCAGCAGUGAAGAACUGCUGGACCAGUCUUAUUACGAACUGGAGGAAGGCAGCUUAGAGGACGAUAGCCUGGAGGAGAAACCCUUGAGUGAACCAGAAGAGUCAGAUUUAGAAGACGCCCAGAUUCCUAUUGGAACUAAUUGUAGAAAGGAAAACUGCAGUAAUAAUUCAAGUAUCAAAGAGGGAAUCACGGACAGGUACUCUGAACUACGGUACAAUCCCAACUGGAAGAAUGAAAGAGAAGGCAGUAUUGUGGAAUUAACGCAACUAUACUCAGAGGAUGCCCAAAGCUCACCAUUUGCAUCUCUGGCCUGCAGUCCAUCCCAAGACAGGCUCACACCUGGGGAUCAUCGCCUCAAAGAAGGAAGCCAAGAUAUCCCAUCUCUAUCUGACAGAGAGUCGCUGAACUCUUCUGCAUCAUCUGCAAGUGUUAGUGAUGAAUCUUAUCCAUCAGCUAAAAACAGGGAGCAAGGAGGAGAGGCUAAAUCUGCCUGCCAACAUAACAGCAGUUCCAGUAUAGGCAACUGUAGUUGUUUUGCCCAAACAAAAGACUUCAAACAACAGAGAUCCAAAAAAGACUUUAUAGAAAAGAAUAAAAUCACACUGGGGUUAGCAGCCCGACAGAGCAACUCCUAUCUUCAACUCCAUAGUAAAAAGCAAACGAAAGAUCAUCCGGGACAGGCUCACCAAGGCCAAGGGCGCAAGAUGAGAAGAACAGAUUCAAGCCAAGAUACACCCUUCGAAGAAAGCUCCAACCAAUAUCCAAUGGGAGCUCAAAUAGAACUGAGAUGCCAGCACAGUGGACAUCACAAUGAGUUAGAAUCUGAGAACAUGCCAACAAAUUCCGACUCUUCCAGAGAAGCUCGCAAUUUGGAACAGGACAGCAGAAGUUUGUUACAUUUCAGGUUGUAUCCAAAUCCACCAGUUGCUCUGUUCUGGCCUCCCAUUGCCUCAGGGACUCAGGACAUCCAAUUCUACGCAGGUCCGAACUACGUUGUUCACCAAGAUGGCAAGGAGUCUUCCCUGAACUUGGCUUUUGCUGGGAAUCCUUUUCAGCUGAGCUCGUACCCAAACUUUCCUGUGUUUCAUUUGCCGUGCGCCAGUGAGAACAAGAAGGACCAACAGAAUCCUGAAAGCCCUUCUGGGUGCCAGCAACACCCCCCACGUCAGGGAGCCGUAUCAGAGUCUCAUUCCUUCCCCAGACAUGGCAAGGCUUGGAAGCCUUUAGUCCCCCCAAAAAAUCCAUCUGCUUCUGAGCUUGGGCUCCGACAGCCAGUAAACAAAGGACUUUCAUCUUUGAACUCCAGAAACAUUUAUAGUGAGGACAUCCAUAGCAGCUAUGUUUCUGGAGACCCGGGGCCACCCCAGCCGCCCGCCCACAACCUGAUAGGAGCUGUAUCUCCAACCGAGCAGCUCAUCCAGGCAGCCGAGAGGCACCACCGAGAGAUCUCUCAGCUGGCCGAUGACCACCUGGCCAGCAUGCUCCCACCUGUCAUGAAGAGGGGGGAGAGUGACUCGUGGCUCAAUCGGGAGAGCAGCAGAGGAGGCCAGCCUUUCCUGGGCCGCAGCAAUUCCGAAGGCUACCUGCUUCAGGUGGAAAAACAAAGUGAGAAGAAGGAGAAACAGAAUACGAAGGUUUCUAGGACAAAAGGCUACGUGAAGAUGGACGUGAAGCUCGGAGGCCUGGGACCUGACUACGAGACCAUCAGAGAGAAAGCAGAGAAGAUCAAGCAGCAUAAAGAAUAUGCCAAGCAAAUUAAAGAACACAACAUGAAGAACAUCAUCAAUGCCGGGAAACCACCGCCCAGACAUGAGAAUAAGUUACUGAUGUCGAGGCAGAAGGCCAUAGAAUACGCCAAGACGAUUCCUAAGCCAAAAAUUGUCCUGUCGAAGCCAUCAGACCAAGAGUCCAAAGACGAGAAAAGUCUGGCGCACACUUUAAACGGCGAGAAUCUGCCUCCCAUUGCGUCGCUGGAGUCUCUGCAGAGCAGGCAUGAAAGAGAGAAACAGGUUGUGGCCGCGUUUAAAACCCUUCAUAUUGUAUAAGCAGCCGCACAGGGGGCCGACUGGUGUUCCUGCCAGCUACUGAUCUCUUCCGCCCUGCACUGAGUCUCCGAUUGAUGGUUCUCCGAUGUCCUGAAGGGCCAGCAUUGAAUUAUGAGCUUCUGCUGUUGCAAAAUUAGAUUUUUGAGACUAAAUGUUUUCACUUUAUUCACUCCCCCUCCAUUAUU